Molecule: messenger RNA, 1113 nt
Organism: Glarea lozoyensis ATCC 20868
Lineage: Eukaryota; Fungi; Ascomycota; Leotiomycetes; Helotiales; Helotiaceae
Product: PX
Exons: 1
Coding region: 1-1113 (370 amino acids)
Cellular component (GO): intracellular membrane-bounded organelle
Molecular function (GO): phosphatidylinositol binding
Source: RefSeq, a predicted model, not a curated record
AUGGCGCCGCCUCUAGAGAUCUCCAUACCUUCUACGAUCCUUCACAGCGAAGGGAACGCCAAACCGUAUACUCUGUACAACAUAACUCUCCGCCUCCCUCUACGCACAUUCGUAGUCCAAAAGCGCUACUCUGAUUUCCUUACCCUCCAUCAAUCGCUCACUUCGAUCGUCAAUUCCCCUCCACCAGCCCCAUUACCCGCGAAAUCAUGGUUCAAAUCAACAGCAUCCUCGCCAGAACUCACGGAAACUAGACGAGUAGGGUUAGAGAAGUAUCUUCGCGCUAUCGCAGAAGGCCCUGAUCGAAGCUGGAGAGAUACCUCGAUCUGGCGUACAUUUCUAAACCUCCCAAGUUCUUCGAAUGGCUCAUCGAGUUCCGCUCGUGGAGAGCUUAUUGCGGCGAGGAAUCGGGGAAUGUUGGGGAAAGAUGCUGGACAGGUGGCGUCGGAUCCUUUGAUUUGGUUGGACUUGCACCGCGAGAUGAAGGGGCAGUUGCACGACGCUAGGUUAUUUUUGGGGAGGAGAGAUGGAGCGGAGAAUGUACAAAUACAACAUGAAGCUGGUGCGAACGCAAAGCGAUGUCUGGUCAAAGCGGGGGGGCUCUUAGGAAACUUGGAGGACGGAUUAAGAAUUAUGGCGGAUGCGGAGAAGAGAGGCGGAGAGGGUAAGGUGGGCGCUGGUGAGCUGAGACGAAGAAGAGAUCUACUUGGGAGUGCCAAGGUAGAAAGAGAUGGGUUGGAGAAACUGGCUGUCAGUCUUGCGGUCAAGUCACAUACCUCAACGGCAGCAGCUUCGCAAACCUCCAAGGCGGCGAUGUUUGGCCCUGGAGUCUCGCGCCCGCCAGGAAGGGUUCUUGGUGCUCCAGUACCUGAAACGGACAAAACGAGGGAAUUGGAUAACGAAGGCGUACUUCAGCUCCAGAAACAGAUGAUGGAGAACCAAGACCUGGACGUGGAGGAGCUUGGCAAGAUUGUGCGUCGACAAAGGGAGAUGGGAAUGCAAAUCAACCAGGAGCUGGAAUUGCAGAAUGAGAUGCUCACACAAGUUGACAUGGACGUUGAUCGCGUGAAUAGCAAGCUUGACAUUGCGAAGAAAAGAGUCAAGAAAAUCUCAUGA